Messenger RNA from Drosophila santomea, 1119 nucleotides. RefSeq lists its product as uncharacterized. Bases 22 to 1107 code for a protein of 361 amino acids. Gene Ontology annotation, biological process: protein peptidyl-prolyl isomerization. The record is from RefSeq and is a predicted model, not a curated record. The transcript has a single exon. Lineage: Eukaryota; Metazoa; Arthropoda; Insecta; Diptera; Drosophilidae. Gene Ontology annotation, molecular function: peptidyl-prolyl cis-trans isomerase activity.
CCUUAUCGACAAUUGUUGAAUAUGUUUGACCGGAGUCCGUUUCGCACCGGUGGGUCACUGGGUUCCCGAGUAUCCAGCUUCACGGAGCGCCACCACCGACGAGUACAGAUGAGUCGCAACAAGUUGUACCUUUACCGCCUCAGUCGAGCCACCAGUUUGGUGCACCAACGACCGCCCCUGAUGAACGCCAAGGCGCAGUCGGGAUUCGAUGUCCUGCACGAGGAUGCCCGCAUCUUUCUGGAGCGUACCAACGCGAAUGUGCGCCUGCUACUGAAUCUGUCGAAGAUCAAGCGAACCAGAGGCACCAUUGACAUUGACGAGGGUCCACCGCUCGUUCCCAAAUCGGCUCUACCACAAAUGCGGCAUAGACUGGAUCUGGUGGAGCGUCACAACCUUUUGUUGGGUCGCCGCCUGUUGAGGAUCCAUGAGCGUGCAGCCGCCCAGCGGAAGCGGUCCAGCCGGCAAUCGCCAACGAGCAGCAUAAGGUGUCCCAGUGUGAUGACCAAUCGGUCCACUCUGGGUGAGAGUGAGGUGUUCGACAAGUACAUUGGCUGGGAUCUGGACAUGCCCGUGGGAAACUUCGAACUGAUGAGACUGCUCCGGCCCAGGAUUGUGUUGCACUUCGGCCUGAUGGACGGCCGGCCGUUGGGCCAAGUGGUGGUGCAGCUAUAUACGGAGGCGGCGCCGCUGGUGGUGCUGCAGUUCGUCCGCACUUGCCUGGCCCAGCGGUCGCAUGAGUUCGCCGUGCGCCGGAUCUUUCCACGUCUGUGGGUGGAGGGCUAUCUCCUGAGCAGCUGCAAAAACAGCGGAGGCGAAGCGUCCUCACUAAGCUAUCGCGAUCCCAUGGAGUUCGAUACGCGCGUGGUGAGUCACGCUCGCUACGGUUGCGUCUUGUCCUGCGCCAAGGAGUUCUGUGUCCACGGCUUCCCCGGCGGAGCCAUCAACUUUAGCAUCAGCUUCAAGCCCCUGCCGGUGGCCAUGGGUCAGCGCGUGGGCUUCGGUCGGGUGAUUCGCGGCGACAAGGUCAUCGUGGCCAUGGAAGCUCAUGGCACCAAGAAUGGCAAAAUCAGCCGGCCACUGCUCAUCACCCACUGCGAAAUGCUAUAGGACAUGAUGGAG